Molecule: messenger RNA, 874 nt
Organism: Daldinia caldariorum
Lineage: Eukaryota; Fungi; Ascomycota; Sordariomycetes; Xylariales; Hypoxylaceae
Product: Mss4-like protein
Exons: 2
Coding region: 233-754 (173 amino acids)
Molecular function (GO): carbon-sulfur lyase activity
Source: RefSeq, a predicted model, not a curated record
CCUAUCACAUAUGCGUAGGGCUUAAUAAUGGCCUACAUGUAGGUUAGGAUUUUAUACUUUUAUUGUAACUUUAACUCUUCCAAUUGUUUCGUAUACGACGUGAGGUUAUAAAAGCAGCUUUAGAAGACCUUGUUGAAAUUUUCGAGAUAGGUUUCCCAACCAACUUCACUUACACCGUUAAGAGUCCAAAGCAAUUACAUACCUGACAAUUCUCACAGCUUUCCUGUCGAAAAUGGCACAGACUACAGACAAAUCUAAACCCAACUUCCCCUUAGCUGGUCUUGCUAACGAUGGCUGGUCGAAUGAAGACGAAGCAACAGCAACAUGCUUUUGCGGUGCGGUACAACUUGCAUUCCCGACCCAAGGCCCAGGCUACGUAGGGACAUUCGUAUGCAACUGUAAUGAUUGCCAUAAAAUCACAGCCUCUAUGUUCGCGACGAACUUCACCAUUGUGGACACGUACCUGAAGCAUCUACGUGGGCGCGACAACCUCACCAAGUUCGGCCCGCAGUCGCAUACUAUUGCUUCGGGAAAAGGGAUGGCCAACUACUUCUGCUCAACGUGCGGCACCCUCAUGUACCGCGUCGGAGAGGCCUUCCCAGGGAUGAGCAUCUUGCGCCUGGGUACUGUUGACGACUUCCAUCUCCACGAGACUAAGAUGCGUCCCACGGUGGAAUACUUCAUCGAGAGUCGCGUGGGGUGGCUGAAGGGUGUUGAAGGGAUCAGACAGGUCGAAGGGUUUCCAUCCCACUAAGAUGAACUUAUCGUUAUUGAAAUGUACUAGCAUAUCAUGUGGGAUAGAAGUUAUGUCAGCAAAGGAGGCAACUAAUACAUAUAUAUUGUAUAGAGUUAAUUGAAUUAAGUCUCUGUAGAA